Messenger RNA from Haliotis rubra (blacklip abalone), 1470 nucleotides. RefSeq lists its product as uncharacterized. The record is from RefSeq and is a predicted model, not a curated record. Lineage: Eukaryota; Metazoa; Mollusca; Gastropoda; Lepetellida; Haliotidae. The transcript is spliced from 6 exons. Bases 276 to 893 code for a protein of 205 amino acids.
CUCGACAUGUCAGGUGGACCCCCAACUCAGGGAAGACCGUCUGUAGUGACGGCUGUGAGGAUGGCUACUGUGGACCUCGUUGUAAAAUACCUUGUCCUGAUGGAUGUCUGGCGUGUGACUGGCAUCACUGUGAGAACUGUACUCUGUGCAGGGCUGAUUUGUACAGUAGUAAGUGUGAACAUUCCUGCUUGCAGAAAUGUCAGGGCUUUGCCUGCAGUGUUGAAGGAACCUGUUUAGAAGGGUGUAUAGCAGGUCGUUAUGGCGCCCACUGCAAUAUGUCAUGUCUGUCCGUCUUUCAGUCAUGUCAUGGGUUUACUGGUCAAUGUCAACAAUGUCAACUCGGACAUUUCGGUGACAAAUGUCAACAUCUGUGCCCUUCAUGUCUGACAGCAGAGGAAGAAACGUUCUACACGUGCAGGUCGGGAUGCAAGGUUUGCAGCAGUCAGUCCUACCCUGAACCUCAGCAAUGCAGUUAUCACGAAACAAAGGAAGAUCAGGACCGUCAAGAAACACUGCUGGCAUCAAUACUUUUCACUGUGGUCCUCACACUCAUCAUCAACAUCGCCUUCAUCUCCGUGGUGUGCAGGAGGAGUUUCAGGUCUAAGAAGAAGAAGAAGAGUUCUACUAUCAGGUCUAAGCGGGCCUUCAGUGACCCAAGCGAGAUGGAACUUCUGUACAAGGGGACGGAACAGACCUGUGCUCGAUGCGCAACACCGACACCCGAACAGAGAGACACCUGCUCUGACGCCGACCUCCUUGUCGCCUGCGGGAUUGGGAGCCUUGCGGAGAUGAAGCGGAUCCUGGACACAGGUUGGACUGACAUCAACUGUAGAGAUGUGUUCGGGAUGACACCGGUGAUGGCGGUAGCACUGAGGGACAGAGAGAUUUGGUGAAAGUACCUUGUGAGUCAAGGUGCUGAUGUGUCACUGGUGGACAAUGACAGUAACAGCAUCCUUCACUACGCCUGUGUGAGAGAGGAAACAGGAAGACAGUGGAAUUUGUACUGUCUCUGGACGGGGUAGACAUCAACAGUAGAGGAGGGUGGAGCAGGACACCGAUGAUGGAUGCGGCUUGUGAGGGACACAGAGAUGUGGUGGAGCUCCUCGUGAGUCAAGGUGCUGAUGUGUCACUGGUGACUAAUGACGGUGACAACAUCCUUCACUGGGCCUGUGUGGGAGGAGACAGGAAGACAGUGGAGUUUGUACUGUCUCUGAACGUGGUGGACAUCGACGCCAGGAACAACAACGGGGAUACAGCGGCCGACGUGGCUAGAGGCAAGGGACACAAUCAACUGUUCAUCAUCGUGGUACACAGUGUAGUGAAAGUGUAGUGUUGAUGUGGUCAGUGAUGGAGGGCAAGCCGUUGACACUGACAUUGCGUGAGCCGUUCACGUGGGCACGUUGUUAAUAAGUCUGUAUUAAGGUGAGAGUACUUGAUGUGUUUUAGGGAAAUAAAACUUGAACAAUGAGA